AUGAUUAGAACUGUUGGAUCCCUUCGUGUCGGCACGUUGCGUCUUGGCGCCAGCCUUAUGUCUAAGGCUCGCCCUGCCUUCAGAACCUACGCUGCCUUUGACCGUUCCAAGCCUCACGUCAACAUCGGUACCAUCGGCCACGUUGACCACGGUAAGACCACUUUGACCGCUGCUAUUACCAAGGUUUUGGCUUCCAAGGGUGGUGCCAGUUUCUUGGACUACGGUUCCAUUGACAGAGCCCCUGAGGAGAGGGCCAGAGGUAUCACUAUUUCCACUGCCCACGUUGAGUACCAGACUGAUAAGAGACACUACGCCCACGUCGACUGUCCUGGUCACGCUGAUUACAUCAAGAACAUGAUUACCGGUGCCGCCCAGAUGGACGGUGCCAUUAUUGUUGUUGCUGCUUCCGAUGGUCAGAUGCCUCAGACCAGAGAGCACCUUUUGUUGGCCAGACAGGUUGGUGUCCAGAACUUGGUCGUUUUCGUUAACAAGGUUGACACCAUUGACGACCCUGAAAUGUUGGAAUUGGUUGAAAUGGAAAUGAGAGACUUGUUGACUACCUACGGUUUCGAUGGUGAUGAGACUCCUGUUAUCAUGGGUUCUGCUUUGUGUGCCUUGGAAAACAAACAGCCAGAGAUCGGUGAGCAAGCCAUCAUGAAGUUGUUGGACGCCGUUGACGAGUACAUUCCAACCCCACAGCGUGACUUGGAGCAGCCUUUCUUGAUGCCUGUUGAGGAUGUCUUCUCUAUCUCCGGUAGAGGUACUGUUGUCACCGGUAGAGUUGAGAGAGGUGCCUUGAAGAAGGGUGAGGAGAUUGAGAUUGUUGGUAACUUUGACAAGACCUUCAAGGCUACUGUUACUGGUAUUGAGAUGUUCAAGAAGGAGUUGGACGCCGCCAUGGCUGGUGACAACGCUGGUAUCUUGUUGAGAGGUGUCAAGAGAGACGAGAUUACCCGUGGUGACGUUUUGGCUAAGCCAGGUACCGUCACUCCUCACACCAAGAUUUUGGCCUCCUUGUACGUUUUGACCAAGGAAGAGGGUGGUCGUCACAACCCAUUCGCUGAGAACUACAGACCUCAGUUGUUCCUUAGAACCACCAACGUCACUGGUACCAUGAAGUUCCCAGAUGGCGAGGAGGACCGCUCCCGUAUGGUGAACCCAGGUGACAACGUUGAGAUGGUCAUUGAGUUGGGUAGAAAGGCUCCAAUUGAGUUGAACCAGCGUUUCAACCUCAGAGAGGGUGGUAAGACCAUUGCCACUGGUUUGGUGACAAGAAUUAUUGAGUAA
Molecule: messenger RNA, 1287 nt
Organism: Candidozyma duobushaemuli
Lineage: Eukaryota; Fungi; Ascomycota; Pichiomycetes; Serinales; Metschnikowiaceae
Gene: TUF1
Product: translation elongation factor Tu
Exons: 1
Coding region: 1-1287 (428 amino acids)
Biological process (GO): mitochondrial translational elongation
Cellular component (GO): mitochondrion
Molecular function (GO): translation elongation factor activity; GTPase activity; GTP binding
Source: RefSeq, a predicted model, not a curated record